Messenger RNA from Aspergillus piperis CBS 112811, 975 nucleotides. Its product is annotated as N-ethylmaleimide reductase. The transcript is spliced from 4 exons. The record is from RefSeq and is a predicted model, not a curated record. Gene Ontology annotation, molecular function: FMN binding; NADPH dehydrogenase activity. Bases 1 to 975 code for a protein of 324 amino acids. Lineage: Eukaryota; Fungi; Ascomycota; Eurotiomycetes; Eurotiales; Aspergillaceae.
AUGUCCCUCAAACUUUUCCAGCCCCGUCAGGUCGGCAAAAUCAAUCUCGACCAUCGAGUCGUAAUGGCACCACCUACUCUCCCAGACACCAUGAUCAUAGCAGAAGCAACAAUGAUCUCACCAUCAGCCAGCGGACUUCCUCACGCGCCCGGGAUAUGGAGCGAAGAACAAGUUGAGGGCUGGAAAUAUUAUUUGGCUUUUCAUUUCUGUCAGCUAAUUGCUGUCGACAGAGCCGCUGACCCGGCACAAUUGCAAGCAGACGGUGGCUAUGUUCUGCAUGCUCCUAGUCCGAUUCUCAUUGAGCCCGGGAUGCCGAUUCCCAAACAGCCGGAAGAGAAUGAGGUGCAACAGAUUAUUGGUGACUUCGCAACAGCCGCGAAAAACGCUAUUCGUGCUGGUUUUGGCGGCGUUGAGAUCCACGGGGCUAAUGGGUACUUGGUCGACCAGUUCCUCCAAGACGUUUCGAAUAACAGAAACGACCAGUGGGGUGGCAGUAUCCCCAAUAGAGCGCGAUUCGGCUUGGAGGUCGCCAAAGCAGUAGCCGAUGCUAUCGGUGCUGAGCGUGUUGGUUUUCGCGUUAUUCCUUGGAACACAUGGCAGAGCAUGAAGAUGGUCGACCCAGUGCCUCAAUUCGCCUACUUUGUGGAGCGCCUGCAACUGCCCAAACUGGCUUAUCUCCAUGUUAUUGAGUCUCGUGCUAUCGAUAGAGUGGACUGUGCAAAGGAGGGCAGUAUCCAAUUCCUACUCGAUAUUUGGGCAAUGUCGACGCCUGUCAUUGUUGCCGGUGGAUAUAGACCAGAGGACGCUGAAACAUCCAUGGGAGAAGAAUACAAAGAUCAUCUGGUGACAAUUGCUUUUAGGCAGCACUUUAUCGCCAAUCACGACUUGCCAUUUCGCAUUUAUCAUAGUAUCCCUAAUGGCUACACGAACUACCCUUUCAGUGCAGAUUUUAUGGAGAACAGAAUACAAUGCUGA